CGGUUCGUGGACAUUGCUACGUAGUUGCCGACGUGCGCCAUCCGUGAACAUUGCGCUGGCUUACAGCUCGGAAAGGCAGAUUACACAUUCUCUUAUGGGCCUGGCCGCUCUCAGUUUUCUCCGGUCUUCUGAUUUUCUAAGAUCAGUAGUCGUAUGCGCACUAACCCAAACCUUCUCUCUGAUUAAACAAAUUGAAUAAAUAAUUAUCUCAUAAUUAAAAGCAGAAAAAUGGAACAACUUAUCCAGAAGUUACUUUUGCCUGACAACGUCACGAUAUUGCAGGCAACUGCAGAACUUCAACAAGCUCUUAAAGAUCCAAAUAGUAUAUCAGAAUUAUGUCAACUUUUAGUAACAUCGACAAAUUUAGAGGUAAGGCAGUAUGCAGCUCUCAUACUUAGAAGACGUUAUGCUAAACAAAACAACUGGAAAAUGUUACCUGAAUCUAUACGUACUGAAUUUAAAAAAGGUAUUUUACAGGCUUUAAAAAAUGAAUCAGAGAAAUCUGUUAGAAAAGGUAUAGCUCUUUUAAUAGGAGUAAUAGUUACGCAUGAAUUAUCUACCAACAAUUGGCCCGAAGUUAUAGACUAUAUACAACAAUCAGUUACUAGUGAAAACUUACACAUUAUGGAACUAGGUGUUUGUACAUUAUCAAUCAUGACGGAGAUAAGAACAAAUGUCUAUGCUUCACAUGCCAGAUCUUUGACAGUACUUCUUGCUCAAACAUUAAAUAAUUUACAAAAUUUAGGACAUCCAGUUGCUUAUUAUGUUUUGGCAACCUUAAAAAAUCUUGUUCCUCUAAUUCGAGAUGAUAAAAUGAUGGUGAACACUUAUUCUACACUCAUGCCUCAUAUAAUGACUACUAUUCAAGAUCUUUCUAAGUCUCAAUAUGAGGAUAUGGCUAUCAAAAGCUUUGAAUUGCUAGAUGAACUAUGUGAGAAUGCAAAUGCUGUGAUAACGCCUCAUGUAAAACAAUUAAUUAACAUGUGCCUUGAGAUCACCAUUGAUAAAUCUCUAGAUGAAGGCCUCAGAGUUAAGGCAGUUAAUUUUAUUGGUUGGCUGACAAAACUAAAGAAAAAAACUAUUGUGAAGCAUAAAUUGAUACACCCUAUCGUUGAUGUAAUAUUUUCACUGAUAGCUAGUUCGCCACAAAACGAGAAUGAAGACUACAUAAAUUCAGAAAACAACAAUAUUUUAACAAAUGCUACUCUAACUUUAGAUAUGCUUGCGUUGCAUUUGCCGCCGGAAAAAUUACUUCCAUACGUGAUGCAACAUAUUGAAAGUGGACUUCGAGGCGUAGAUGUAUAUACAAAGAGGGCGGCAUACGUAUUGAUGGCCGUACUAGCGGAAGGUUGUUCGGAAUAUAUACGCGCAAACUGUCUUGAAUUUUUCCUACAAGGUAUCUGUCAAGGAAUUACAGAGUCUUCGGACGUGGUGCGUAAUGCCGCACUUUAUGCUCUGGGACAGUUUUCUGAACACCUACAGCCGGAGAUUUCGCACUACGCGUCUGAUUUGUUGCCGGUGUUGUUUGAAUAUCUCAGUCAAGUGUGUUCGUAUAUUAAGCAAGAGAAAAAAGAACCGCCUGCAAUUAGUCGUAUGUUUUACGCACUGGAGCAAUUUUGUGAAAAUAUGAACGACGAAAUCCUACCGUAUCUCCAUGAGUUAAUGAGCAGAUUGUUAGACAUUUUGACAGCGAACACAUGCGGAUUGACACACGUGACUGAAUUAACACUCAGUGCCAUAGGUGCCGCCGCAGAUGCGGCUAAAGAGAAUAUGUUACCUUAUUUUGAAACAAUUGUCAAUAUUCUUAAUGGUUACAUCACCGCGGAGGCAACUGAAGACACUAUGUGUGUUAAAAUUCAAGCAGUUGAUACUUUCGCUAUAAUUGCCAGAUCGAUAGGUAGUCAACACUUUGCGCCAUUGGCGGCUACGUCUCUUGAUUUUGGAAUGAAAUUGCUAAAAACAUAUCCAGAUGAAACAGAUCUUCGGAAAGCUCUCUAUGGAUUGUUUGCUUCGAUAAGUUCUGUAAUGAAAAAAGACAUGGCUCCGGUCUUACCUGAAAUUGUAGAAUAUUUACUAGCGAGUAUACGAAGUUCAGAAGGAAUUGUGCUACAUUGCAAAGAUGAUGAGACAGUCGCGUUAUAUAAUGGAUUUAGCGAUGAAGAAGAAGAAGAAGUGGAAGAAGAAAAUAUUGAACAAUCGGACAAUGAGGAAGAAUAUGAUGAUGAAGAAAUUGAAGGAUAUUCAGUUGAAAAUUCUUACAUCGAAGAAAAAGAAGAAAGUGUAAUAGCUUUGAAAGAUAUUGCCGAGAAUACGGGAGAGGCUUUCUUACCGUAUCUUCAAAGAUCGUUCGAAGAAAUUUUCAAAUUGAUCAAUUAUCCUCAAGAUGACAUACGUAAGGCGAGUAUGGAAGCCUUGGUACAGUUUUGUAUUAAUUUUUCGAAAAUUGAUAACGAAGAAGGCAGACAAUCACUGUUGAAGGCGCUUUCUGUAUUUAUUCCGAAACUAUCUGAGAUAAUUAGACUAGAUGAAGAACCAUCUGUUGCAACUUGCGGUUUGGAAGCGUAUAGUGAGCUUUUAGACGAAAUUAAAUCAAUUGUUAUUAUGGGUGAAGGACAUAAAGAUGCUAUAAUCAAUUGUGUGAUUGAUGUGUUUGCAGGCAAGUUAGCAUGUCAGGAUCAAGAUCAAGAUGAAGAUGAUAAUACUGACGCGGAACAAGAUAAGUAUCUACUGGAUUACGCGUCAACUGUAUUGAUUAACAUCGGAAGGUUGGUCCCACCGGAAGACUUUGCUAUAUGCUUUGAGACCAUAUUGCCAAUGCUUCUAAAACGAUUGAAAAAAAGCGAUGAAUGGCAAAGAUCUGCCGCAGUUGGUACGAUCGCGGAGUGUAUGUCCGGAUUGAGACAUUUGUCGACCGCAUUUGUUUCGCGAUUGCUACCGAUUUUUCUACAAGGUGCGACUCAAGAUUCCGAUAACGAAGUUCGUAGUAAUUGUUUCUUUGCAAUUGGAGAACUUGUUCUUUACGCAAAGGAAGCAGUUUUUCCACAUUAUCCACAGAUAUUGCAAACAUUAUCUCAUGCUAUUUCCAAAGAGACGCAUGAGACUGCACGCGAUAAUGUAAUCGGAGCACUUGCUCGACUUAUUAUCACAAACUAUUCGAGUUUGCCGCUCGAGCAGAUACUUCCAGUUUUUGUUCAACAGUUACCUCUAAAUCUCGAUUGGAGCGAACAUAAAGCUGUUUUUCAGAGCAUUCACACGUUGUAUCAAGCAGGAGUUAAUGUUUUGCAAUCCUAUAUUUCCAGGUUAUUGAGAAUUGCAAUUACCAUACUGCACGAAGAAAAAUAUAAUGAUGAAGAAACAAAAAGACUUAUCAUAGAAUUUAUCCAGUGUGCGCAGCGAGAUUUUCAGAAUGACUGGAAUAAAAUUUACUCUGAAAUGCGUUUGGAAGUUCAACAGCUAGAUCAAGAUUUUUCAAGACCUCGGUUUGGUAAUAAUUUAAUAACAUGAAUAAGAUUUUGGAAUAUAUAAUAAGUGUAUAUAUCUUUCAUGCGUUUCCGCGAAAAUGCUAUUACGUUAUACUUAAAAUAUUGAAAAAGAACAGGACAAUAUACAGUGUAAAACGUUUGGAAAAUAUUAUUAAAAAACUUCAACAACUACUGUGUGACUUGUGUAGAUCGCUGUUCAACUCUUACUGAUAUUAUUGAUUAUAUGCAGUUCUUAAACUCACGACGUAAUAUGACAUGUUCCUUAUCUCAGAAACACAUUAUUUUAUUUACGAUCAUGAAUUUAGGAACAACUUGUAUAUCUAAAUUCUUGUUAUUUUGUCAAUUUCAAUAGAGUUUUUAAUUUAAAAGUAUAUCAACUUUUUUUUCUGCAAUCAAUAAUUCACUGUUUCAUCUUUAAGCAACACAUUACUUUUUGAUUUGAAUUUGAUGUAUAAAAUUUUAAUUUUAAAUUGAAUUUUACAAACAAAAUUUUUAUUUUCUUAUAUAUAUUAAAAUUUCUUAAAAAUAAAUUAAAAACAAUGAGUGAGAUUAUUAUUGAAUGACAUGACUUUUACUAAUUUAAAAUAGUUACUCUUUUGUAGAAAAUACACAAACUACGAAGUAAGAAAAUUUAUUAAUGAUGAUAAUUAAACACUAAAAUUUAUCUGUUUUCUUUGUAAUUAUAUAUUUUGUCAUAUUUGUCAUUUUUACGAUUAUAUGUGUCAUCAACAGUUCAUUUCAGCCAAUGACUGUUUAUUGUACAUAGAAACUAUGCAAACAGUCAUUUUAUAAAAUUAGUAAUAUAGUUUUUAGUUGCGAGUUAAAAAGUGAUUUUAUAUAGUUUGCUGUGUGUGUGUGUGACAAACACUUAGUAUUAAUGCUAGCAUUACUUGCAUGUAAAGCGUGAAAUUAAAAUGUUUCCUUCAACCAAAAAUGUACUAUGUAUUAAAUAUAAGGAUAAAAAAGAAGUGUAUAUAAAAGU
Pseudomyrmex gracilis is the source of this 4464-nucleotide messenger RNA. RefSeq names its product importin-4-like. NCBI's taxonomy places the organism in Eukaryota, Metazoa, Arthropoda, Insecta, Hymenoptera, Formicidae. Gene Ontology annotation, biological process: protein import into nucleus. The record is from RefSeq and is a predicted model, not a curated record. Gene Ontology annotation, cellular component: nucleus; cytoplasm. The transcript is spliced from 15 exons. Gene Ontology annotation, molecular function: nuclear import signal receptor activity; small GTPase binding. Bases 229 to 3504 code for a protein of 1091 amino acids.